UAGGACUCACAAAGAACUUGUUGAUGUGAUUGCGGAAUUUCUCCUUAGUGAAGUAGUACCUGAUGCAAUUGAGUCCACAGGAGAUUUUGAAGCAUUUGAAGCAACAAGACAAGCCAUGAAUGAGGUUAUGAAGGCGCUAACAGAUGACGAGGUCACUGCCGUCGGUGUCUACGGCAUGGGAGGCGUUGGAAAGACAACCAUGGUGAAACAUGUUGUUGCACAUGCCCGAAAAAGUGGGAUUUUUGAUUGUGUGAUUAUGGGUGUCGUAUCCCAAAGCCCUGACUACAGAAAAAUUCAAGGCACAUUAGCAGACCUGUUAGGCGUCACAUUGGGGGCAGAGACAGAAAUUGGAAGAGCAGCUGGAUUGAGUAAAGAGAUGAAGAGAAGAAAUAAGAUCCUUAUAAUCCUGGACGACAUUUGGGGGAGAACAGAGUUGUCAAAGAUAGGGAUUCCCAGCUACAAGGAGCUUCAAAAGUGCAAGUCCAAAGUGCUACUCACCACAAGGAUACGGAAUGUCUGUCAUGUCAUGGAGUGCCAAGAAAAGAUAACACUCAACGUUCUCUCAAAAGAAGAUUCUUGGACCUUGUUUGUGAGAAUUGCAAGAAGGUCAUUUGAAUCGACCACUUUCGAUGGUAUAGCAAAGAAGGUAGCUGGAGAAUGUAGGGGUCUACCCAUUGCAUUGAUAGCAGUUGCAAGGGCACUUGGAGAUAAAGAACUGGUGGAAUGGAAAAGAGCAGCUCAACGACUAGAGAAGUCGCAAUCUGCCAACCCUGACGAUUAUGGGGAAGCAUCCGAAUGUAUAAAAUUAAGCUAUGAUUACUUGAAAGAUGAGGACUACAAGUCAUUCUUCUUGCUCUGUUGCCUAUUCCCAGAAGACCAUGAAAUCAAUAUAGAAGACUUGUUCAGGUAUGCAAUUGGAAAAGGAUUGUUUCAAGAUGCUGAAACAAUGGACGAAGUCAGAGGAACAGCAGAUUCAGUGGUUAAGUACCUGAAAAAUUCUUGCUUGCUUUUGGAGAGUGAAUGCAUUGGAUGUGUAAAGAUGCAUGAUGUUGUCCGAGAUACAGCCAUUCAAAUUGCUCAAUCUGAACAUGGGUUUUUGGUGAGAGCUGGUUGCGGUUUAAAGGACUGGCCACGUCAAUUACAUGAAGGCUAUUCUGCAGUCUCACUAAUGCACAAUCAUCUUACCAAGCUACCCGAAAAAUUUAUAUGUCCAGAACUCCAGAUUUUGUUACUAAACAAUAAUUGGUGUAUAGAUACGUGGAUCCCUAUCUCAGAAACCUUUUUUCAAACUCCAAAUGAAUUAAGGGUCUUGGAUCUUAGCUGGAAUAAAAUUUUAUUGCUACCCCAAUCAUUGUGUCUCCUAACCGACCUCCGAGCUUUGUAUUUAGAUGGUUGUUCCAAUCUUGACACUUCCAUGAUCGGAAAACUUAAGAAGCUUGAGAUUCUUAGUAUGAGACACAGUAAUUUGAAGGAGUUGUCGAGAGAGAUAGGAGAUUUGACCAAUCUAAAGAUGCUGGAUCUCAGCGGUACAACUUUUCGGACAAUUCUAUCCAAAGGGAUCAUAUCAAAGUUGCAUAAUUUAGAAGAACUGUACAUGAACCUAUUUUGGAACUGGGGUGAAGUUGAGGGAGACAGAGAAGAAACAAAUGUUGGUUUUGACGAGGUAACUAGCUUGUCAAAUUUAAGAGUUUUAGACGUUCGUUUCUCCGAUGCAGCAUGUAUACCUAAAAAUGUUGAGUUCAAUUCGAAUUGGGUUAAAUUUGAUAUAUAUGUGGGCAGACGCGACUCACGCGAGACGAUAGAAGCCGCUAUUCGAUCUGGUCAUAAAUCAAUAGUCUUGAGGCUUGACACCAUAAGUGGCUUACCGGACUGGUUUUGCAAUGCGGUGAUGAACAUAACAGAGAGGCUACAGUGGGAAGGGUGCCGAAGGUUAAUUGACAUAUUUGUGGAGUCUGAGCAUGAGAGAUUACAUGGACUGAAGCUUCUCUAUAUAAUUGGUCCCAUUAGGAGGUACAAGCUUAUGAACCCAACAACAUGGGUUCCAAAAAAACCUGUGCUCGAGAAGUUGGAAGAGUUGCGUCUGGAUAUCGUGGAUUGCCAGGAGUUAUGUAUUCUUGAAUUACCACCCGGGUCUCUAUUCAAUUUGAAGUUAUUGAGGGUUAACUAUUGUUACAACUGGGGGAAUGUACUUUUACCAUCAACACUGUUGCAGAGGAUACCAAAUCUGGAAGAACUACAUUUUCUUCUCAUGGAGGAGAUUGAAUCUGUGUUUGGGUAUGAAGCGUCAUUUGUGCCAGAACAAUCAAAUUUGAGAAAGAUAGAGUUGUGUACUCUAGGUACAAUAAGAAGCAUAUGUGAUGGACCUGCAACCCCUGCAAUGUUCCAAAAUCUUCACAGUUUGUCCAUUCGUUUCUGCAAAUUGCAGGGUAGUCUCUUCACCUGUGAUGUUGCUCAAUGUCUUUUUCAAUUGGAAUACAUUGAUUUAUACGGUUGCAUCUUUUUGGAAAGAAUAGUUGAAGCAAGCAACAAGAAGAUCAUUCUUCCAAAAUUGAAGGAAUUAAUUUUGUCAGGACUACCAAUGUUACACUAUGAAAGUGCUUCUUUUGAUAUUGAGUGUCCUUCACUGGAAAACCUACGUGUGACGGAAUGCCCCAUGUUUUUAGCCUCUUCUCUUGACUUCCACAGCAGGAAACAAGUCCAAUUCAAGAGGUAUGUUGCUGUAUCAAAAACUUACUUGAUUUGUCAUAUUAAUUUGGUAGUCCACUUGCUCACGAAAAAUCAGUUAACAAGUACAAAAUGUUAA
Rosa chinensis is the source of this 2803-nucleotide messenger RNA. RefSeq names its product disease resistance protein At4g27190-like. Gene Ontology annotation, molecular function: ADP binding; protein binding. The record is from RefSeq and is a predicted model, not a curated record. The transcript has a single exon. Bases 116 to 2803 code for a protein of 895 amino acids. Lineage: Eukaryota; Viridiplantae; Streptophyta; Magnoliopsida; Rosales; Rosaceae.